Carica papaya (papaya) is the source of this 1184-nucleotide messenger RNA. RefSeq names its product RNA-binding (RRM/RBD/RNP motifs) family protein. Lineage: Eukaryota; Viridiplantae; Streptophyta; Magnoliopsida; Brassicales; Caricaceae. Gene Ontology annotation, molecular function: RNA binding. The record is from RefSeq and is a predicted model, not a curated record.
GGGAUGGUUACUGGUCUCUUCUCCCUCUCUUUCUCUCGUACUGUUUCAGUGUUGUAAUUAUGCUCUGAUAAAGAAACAGGUGAGCGAGAAAUCGAUCGUCUUGUUUCCAGAAUUUGAUGUGAGGGACCACUAAGGAUUGAGGAUAAUCACAUAGGGCAAGCACCAUGUAUCCUGGUGGUUACACAGCUGAAAUUACCAGCUUAUCUCCUAGAGCAACAGAGAAGGACAUUUCCAAUUUUUUUGCUUAUUGUGGAGCAAUUGAGCAUGUUGAAAUUAUCAGAUCUGGGGAUUAUGCUUGUUCAGCUUAUGUGACAUUUAAAGAUCCUUAUGCUCUUGAAACGGCUAUCUUGCUCAGUGGGGCCACUAUUGUUGAUCAAAGCGUAUGCAUAUCACGCUGGGGUACAUAUGUAGAUGAAUCUGAUAUUUGGAGCAGUCCAUUAUGGAGGAUGGAAGAAAAUUACAGCUCUACGCAGGGUACUUAUAUGAGUAGCUAUGCUUCUAGCCCUGGAGAGGCUGUUAGUGUGACUCAGGAAGUGGUGAAAACAAUGCUAGCGAAAGGAUAUGUCCUGGGGAAAGAUGCAUUAAUCAAGGCUAAAGCUUUUGACAAUUCAUUUCACCUGUCAGCUACCGCAGCAGGCAAGGUUGCUGAGCUAAGCAAUAGAAUUGGGCUGACCGAGAAGAUCUAUACGAGCAUGGAAACUGUGAGAUCUGCAGAUGAGAAAUAUCACUUCUCAGAUUUCACCAAAUCAGCUGUAUUAGUCACUGGAACGGUGGCCCUGACAGCAGCAAAAAUUACAGGGAAAGCAGCUGCAGCAGCCACAACUGCUUUUGUGAAUAGCAGCUACUUUGCCAAGGGAGCUCUUUGGGUUUCAGAUGCUUUGGCUCGUGCAGCGAAAGCUGCUGCAGAUAUUGGUAGCCAUGGUGGUUAAUAGCCAUAGGAUUCAAGUGAAACUGGAAACUGGAACUUUAUGUGAGUUUGUAUUUUAAUGCUGUUUGUGUACAAAUAAUUAGAGUCUCGUGUUGUAUACCAGCCUAGUUAGGAGUUAGCCUCAUUUUGUAAGGCUUAGAUAUGAAUAAAUCUUAAAACGUCUCUGAGUCUGAGGUUAUUGUUUAAUUUGGUGAAUAAUAAGAUGAUGAAUAAAAUCUUGUCAUCCCAAAAAUUGAGAUGGCUGUAUCAAUAUUCA